GAUUGCCCACCCCUGCAUUAGUGUUUUAAAACAUUAAUUAACCAUCGUGAAAGAUUGAUGAGAAAAGCGGCUGCUUGCUUUGCCCUAGCUGUUAGCUCAUGGACCCUCAUGCACCUUUUUUCAAAGUGACACAAGCGCUGGGUAGUUUCGCUUUUUGGGUGUUUUUUGCAGGGGGGAAAUCCGCGCACAGCUCAGAGUGCGGCAGGAGGGAGCGACUGGAGGUCCGCUCACUUUCUCUCCGGCUAGUAAGCGCAUAUAGUAUACAGUCCCGGGAACGAUGCGGCGGAUUACUGCGGUCGCCGUCCUGCUCAUCGCCGCGGCGGCGUGCCCCGUCUGCGCAUCACCCGGACCGUCAGUGUCAUGCUGCCUGUCCGUGUCUAACAGGGCGAUACACCGACACAGGAUCGCAGGAUACACCGUGCAGGAGGCAGGACUGUGCCCGGUCAGGGCUGUCGUGUUCCACACCCGACACGGGAAGAUCGUGUGUGCGGAUCCCGACCGAAAGUGGGUGAGGCGGGCGAUGCGGAGGUUGAAUGAGGCGCUGGAGAAGGCAGGAACGACGGCUGGGGGGUACUGAGGAAGAACGAAGGAGAGAGGAAGAGGAGGGACGGGAUCUGCGCGCUUUGUCCUCAGCGCACGGGGGUGUGCUGAGAAGGUCCUGCAUGGCCAUGAGUCCAUGCUGCGCUUGUCCUCCUCGGAGGGAGAUUCUCCCCGGGAGAAUCCGGCGUCUUUCUCUGUCAAACAACCUGCUGGCGGGUUAGGGAAACGCUGUUCAGAAAACUGCAUUUUCCAGCUGGUAACUUUAAAUCAGCUACUGCUAACUGGCAAUAAAAGCCUAGGGCACAAUGGCAAUCUUGCAUUUUUAGUGAUAUUUCUCUAUGCAUGCAUGCAUCUAUCCGCUUUAUGAGACCACUUGUCUAACAGUUGGGGCUUUAGCCUUACGUACCACCAGAACUGAGGUACAUGGUUGCCAACUUUGGUAAGCUGACUGGAGUGAGAUUUUCAAUCAGAAACAAGCCUGCACACUCAUUUACAUGUACUUAACAGAUUUAUUACCUAGGAGUCAGUGUGUGGCUUAAUGGACUAAGCCUCUUUGUGUCAGGGUCAGCACCAGUUUGUCUUGCAUCUUCUCCCCGUUUGGCCAGCAGGUAUCGCUGGCCAUCCUGUCUUCCCCUGUUGUCCUAGUCCCCAAUUUGUUAAUUGUCUGUCUCACUCCUGCAUGCUGUCUCGUUACCCAGUUCAGUUUCAGUAUUUAAGUCCCUGCCUCAGUUCAGUUCCCCAGUGGCACAUUGUAUGAAAUGUAUGUUGUUGGAUGUCAGUGAAGUUUGGAUGUUCUGGUAUUUCUAACCCGCCUGCCCACCCUUUGUUGCCCUGACCCUUUUUGUAAAUUAGUCUUUGCUUAUCCCUUUUAGUUCUGACCCCUCGAGGUCUGUUUUUGUUUGUAAUGUUUUCAGUUUUGUUUCAAUAAACCUUUGUUGUCUUGCGGAGCCGCCAGUGGGUCGUCCACCUAUCUGCCUGCUUCAUGCCUCAUCCACGCACCAAAUC
Paramormyrops kingsleyae is the source of this 1545-nucleotide messenger RNA. RefSeq names its product eotaxin-like. Gene Ontology annotation, biological process: immune response. Gene Ontology annotation, molecular function: chemokine activity. The record is from RefSeq and is a predicted model, not a curated record. NCBI's taxonomy places the organism in Eukaryota, Metazoa, Chordata, Actinopteri, Osteoglossiformes, Mormyridae. Gene Ontology annotation, cellular component: extracellular region.